Cariama cristata (Red-legged seriema) is the source of this 409-nucleotide messenger RNA. RefSeq names its product XK-related protein 7-like. The transcript is spliced from 2 exons. Lineage: Eukaryota; Metazoa; Chordata; Aves; Cariamiformes; Cariamidae. The record is from RefSeq and is a predicted model, not a curated record. Gene Ontology annotation, cellular component: plasma membrane. Gene Ontology annotation, biological process: engulfment of apoptotic cell; apoptotic process involved in development; phosphatidylserine exposure on apoptotic cell surface. The annotation marks the transcript as partial.
CUCUCGGCCUCGGCCUCGCUGGUCUCCCUGGCGUGGAUGAUCGCCUCCUACCAGAAGGUGCUGCGGGACUCGCGGGAGGACAAGAUGCCCAUGUCCUACAAGGGAGCCGUGGUGCAGAUCCUGUGGCACCUCUUCACCAUCGCCGCCCGCGCCAUCGCCUUCGCCCUCUUCGCCUCCGUGUUCCAGCUCUACUUCGGCAUCUUCCUCUGCAUCUACUACAUCACCACGCUGCCGGAGAACGCCGCCCUCACCAUCCUCUGGUUCCUCUACUACGACCGCAAGACCACCUCCGACUUCGACGCCUUAAUCCUCGUCUGCGUGGUCAGCUCCAGCUUCGCCCUCGGCAUCUUCUUCAUGUUCAUCUACUACUGCCUCUUGCACCCCAACGGCCCCAUGUUCAACCCCCGCG